Messenger RNA from Camelina sativa (false flax), 1201 nucleotides. Its product is annotated as serine acetyltransferase 5. Lineage: Eukaryota; Viridiplantae; Streptophyta; Magnoliopsida; Brassicales; Brassicaceae. Gene Ontology annotation, cellular component: cytoplasm. The record is from RefSeq and is a predicted model, not a curated record. Gene Ontology annotation, molecular function: L-serine O-acetyltransferase activity.
AUGAAAAUUAAUAAGCCUAGAAGGUUGGAAACAUUAACAGGUGAGGGGGAGAUAGAAAUCGGAAUCUUAUAUCGCCGUCGUUAAGAUGCCACCGGCCGGAGAACUCCGAGAUCAAUCUCCAUCGAAGAAUAACAAUAACAAUCAAUCUUCCGAUACUCAAUCCGCAGAAGCAGCAGCAGCAGCCAUAUCUGCAGCAGCUGCAGAUGCGGAGGCUGCUGGGUUAUGGACACAGAUCAAAGCGGAAGCUCGCCGUGACGCUGAGGCUGAGCCAGCUUUAGCCAGCUAUCUCUACUCGACGAUUCUCUCUCACUCUUCUCUAGAACGAUCUAUCUCGUUUCAUCUAGGAAACAAGCUUUGCUCAUCGACGCUUUUAUCAACGCUUUUGUACGAUCUCUUCUUAAACACUUUCACCUCCGAUCCUUCUCUUCGUAACGCCACCGUCGCCGAUCUACGCGCCGCUCGUGUUCGUGAUCCCGCUUGUAUCUCUUUCUCUCAUUGCCUCCUCAAUUACAAAGGCUUCUUAGCGAUUCAGGCGCAUCGUGUUUCACAUAAGCUAUGGACACAGACUCGGAAGCCAUUAGCAUUAGCACUACACUCAAGAAUCUCUGAUGUGUUUGCUGUUGAUAUCCAUCCAGCAGCGAAGAUUGGAAAAGGGAUACUUCUUGACCACGCAACGGGAGUUGUAAUAGGUGAAACAGCUGUGAUUGGGAACAAUGUUUCGAUCCUUCACCAUGUGACACUUGGUGGAACUGGGAAAGCUUGUGGAGAUAGACAUCCAAAGAUAGGUGAUGGUUGUUUGAUUGGAGCUGGAGCAACUAUUCUUGGAAAUGUGAAGAUUGGUGCAGGAGCUAAAGUAGGUGCUGGUUCUGUAGUGUUGAUCGACGUGCCUCCUCGAGGUACAGCUGUUGGGAAUCCGGCGAGACUCGUUGGUGGAAAAGAGAAGCCGACGAGUCUUGAUGAGGAAUGUCCCGGAGAGUCGAUGGAUCAUACUUCAUUCAUCUCGGAAUGGUCAGAUUACAUCAUUUAAAGUUAUUGUUAUUAUUGUUUAUGUGUUCUUGAAAGGGUAAACCUUUCGACCAUUUGCUUGUUGAGAGAUGUAAGUGGUUCUAUGAAUUGUGAGUGAGCUUUGAUGUUUUUGUAAUCUUACAUAACAUCUUAGGAUGUCGAUACAAUAAAUGGUCUUCUUCUACUUUGGAUUCAA